Rotaria sp. Silwood2 is the source of this 2811-nucleotide messenger RNA. Lineage: Eukaryota; Metazoa; Rotifera; Eurotatoria; Philodinida; Philodinidae. The record is from the annotation of a GenBank genome assembly.
AUGCGAUCAAAAAUAAACAAUCCUUAUGGCAUUUACAGAAGUGAAAAUCGUUCUAAAAAGUUGAGAGCAGCAAGAAACGCUCGUUAUCGAGAUAAUUAUCUGUCUUCGCAAAUCGACCCAAUGUUUAUUAAGAAGAAGGGGCUCCAGCAAGAAUUAUUAACACAAACGACAUUCGAACAAUUAAGCUCAAUUCAAAAUUCAUACGCGCAUACAAAUGAACUAGAACAACAUCACGAGAAUGCUUUAGCCGAACCAUUAUCAACAACUCAAAGGCAAUUUAAUCACGAAUUGAGACAAGCAGAUGUGAAUGGUUUAGAUGAAGAAUUAUCCAUAAAUACUUGUGAGCUUGUUAAUAUAAUAGAUGAUGAUGAUGAAUUAAAAAUGGAUGAAGAUGUUUAUGAUAAGUUACAUUCAGAUGAAGAUGUGAAUGAAAUCGAAAUCUAUUCUUAUGAUGAAAUGAAUGUCAGCUUUUUGGAAGGUAAAGAUGAUUUUGGGAAUGAAACAGAUUUAAACGAUAAAUACGAGGAAAAAACAUUAUCCAUUCGUGAUAUUUCUGUUAUUUUAUGUUUGAUAAAACGUCGACAUAAAUGUACAAAUCAACUGAUUGUCGAUAUUCUUAAGUUAUUAAAUAAAGUUGUUCCGAAUAGUUCCAUUAUUCCGAAAUCUAUUUACGAUAUUCGAAAAUUACUAAAUUUAAAUGUAGAUCAAGCGAAAAAAGAUGAAAGAUCAUCCCAAACAAUUUAUAUAUGUCAAUUAUGUGAAACAGUUCAAUUAUCAAACAGUAAAUGUUCAAAUGCAUCAUGUAACAUCGGAGAGAAUUACUUGCGAUCACCUUAUGUCUAUACAUGGUUCAACGUUCGAGAGCAACUGGAGCAGAUAAUUGAAAGAGAGAAAAAUAUGAUGUGUACAUCAGGUACGGAUACAAUUAUGUCAUCAAGAGUGUUAAAAAAUAUUGUCGAUGGUCGUUUAUACAAACAUAUGAUACAUAAUGAAAAGUUAGACAAUAAUACAAAAUUAUUUACUUUAUCUUUGUCUACCGAUGGUGUUCAACUUGCAUCAAAUUCAUCUAAAUCAUUGUGGUUAAUUACUAUGACAAUAAAUGAAAUAGAUGUUAAACAUAGAUUUUUAUUGAAUAAUGUUAUAAUUGGCGGUAUUAAUUCUUGUUUCAGGAAACCAACACGAAAUAUUAUGAGUUUGAUGAUGAAACCGAUUGUGCAACAGUUACAACUUUUAGAACAAGGUGGAGUAUGCGAAAUACAAGGUGAGAUGCACAUAUACAAAGGUUUUCUAAUUGGCUGUAUCAACGAUAAACCAGCUAAUUCGCUAGUUCAGAAUAUACCUGAACCUAACGCUGAGUUUGGAUGCUCGAAAUGCGAAAUUCAAGGAAUAACAGCACCUUCUAAUUCGAUUUUAGCAAGAAACACAAAGAAAACUGGAGGUGAUAUAAAGAGUAAUAAAAUAAAUUAUAUUAGGGUAUUUCCAACGUCUUUCAAAGACACUCCAGUUCGACUACGUUCAAGUGAAAACUACAAGCAAACUGUGCGUGAGCUUGAAUUAAAAUUAUUAAUUAGCCCCAAUUUAUCUACCCAGGAACGAUAUAAAUUUAAAAAAGGUUAUCUAGGACCCUGCAGCUUAGAUCGCUUAUCUUAUUUUGAUCUGGGCCAAGGUUUUCUUUCUGAUACUCUACAUACUGUCUACGGUGGCGCAAUGAAACGUUUGCUGACUAUUUUCUUUGAACGAAGAUUUUGUACAAAUGAAAAACAAUGGACCAUUCAAUCAGAUAUUGACAGAAUUAAUAAACGUAUACAACAAUAUAUAACACCAUCAUCAACGAUCCGUCUUCCUAGACAUAUUAGUUUAUACAGUCGCUACAAAGCAAGCGAAUAUCGUGCCAUUCUAUUAAUUUACUAUAGGAUAUUCGAAAAUAUCUUACCCGAUAUUUACUAUUCUCAUUUUAAACAAUUGGUCUUCGCUAUGCAUAUUGGAGAAAAUCAACAAAUAACCAAAAGCAAAUUAGAGGAGAUGCAUAUACUUCUGCAACAUUAUGUUCACGAAUUUAAAACAUUAUAUGGUAUGAGGCAUAUUGUGAAUAAUAUUCAUUCAUUAAUUCACUUAGCUGAAACAGUAACAAGUAUAUUAUCAUUUCUGAAAAUAAGAUCUGAUUAUUCUGUCUAUGUUAUAGGUGGAAUCACAUCAACAGUUAAUGGAACGAAAAAUCAAGAAAAAGAAAUAUAUAACAAUCUUCAAAUGUUGAAAGAAUCGUGCUAUUUAGCAACUAUUAGUGAGAGUUCGUUGUUAUAUGAACUGAUGAUUCAAAAUUUAGGUAUUAAAUAUAAUAUGGAAAAGAAUAAAGAUAAUCGAUGCAGAUUAAACAAAAUUAUCGCUGAAGUAGAACAAGAACAAAGCUAUUCAGAUUUCGAUAGAUCGAAAAUUAAUUUUACGAAGUCAUUUAGUCGCUGUGUCUAUAAUAACGUUAAAUAUGAUUCUUAUAAUAUUAAUAAAAAGGAUUGUGCCAUACUUUAUCGUGAUAUUGACAAUAACAGAUUACAAUAUGCACUUAUCGACAAGUUUAUAAAAAACGAAACCGAUGAAAAUCCAGUAUUUUUUCAAGUCUUUGAUCUUAUCAAUUGGCAUUAUGAUUUUAUCUAUGUUGAAACAAUGAAAUUCGAAUGUGAAAAUGUUUUAAUUGGUGAAUUAAAUAAUUGUUCAAAACAGAUUAGUCCUUCAACUAUAGUUGAAAAGGUUUUUUCAUGUAGCAAUUCUAAUGAAAUUACAUUUAUUCGAUUGCCAAAUCUAACUGAAAGUAGUUAA